Mesocricetus auratus (golden hamster) is the source of this 1755-nucleotide messenger RNA. RefSeq names its product ankyrin repeat and SOCS box containing 1 (gene Asb1). The transcript is spliced from 5 exons. The coding region runs from base 280 to 1287 and encodes 335 amino acids. Gene Ontology annotation, biological process: protein ubiquitination; intracellular signal transduction. Gene Ontology annotation, molecular function: protein binding. The record is from RefSeq and is a predicted model, not a curated record. Gene Ontology annotation, cellular component: ubiquitin ligase complex. NCBI's taxonomy places the organism in Eukaryota, Metazoa, Chordata, Mammalia, Rodentia, Cricetidae.
UUUCCCCAGACUGGCCGCUUCCUUCGUAGACGCCGCUACACCGCUUUGCCUUCCUCACAGACCGGCUCUCAAGUCCGUUAGCUAGGCCGGAAGUGGAGACCCAGACGUCCCGAGAGCAGGCAGAGCCGGAAGUGCGAUAGGGAGGUGCAUACUGGCCGGAAGCCGAGCUGCGGAAGCGGCGGAGGUGUAUCUCGGACAGGGUUGCUGCUCUGACGGAGGCGCUGCGGAGGCCGACGGUCGGGCGGCGGGGUCAGGGCGGAGGCUGAGGGCCGAGUCGGCAUGGCGGAGGGCGGGAGCCCCGAAGGGCGGGCCGGCCCGGGGUCCGCAGGUCCUAAUCUGAAGGAGUGGCUGAGGGAGCAAUUCUGUGACCAUCCACUAGAGCACUGUGAAGAUACAAGGCUCCACGAUGCAGCCUACGUAGGGGACCUCCAAACCCUAAGGAACCUAUUGCAAGAGGAGAGCUACCGAAGCCGCAUCAAUGAGAAGUCUGUCUGGUGCUGUGGUUGGCUCCCCUGUACACCAUUGAGAAUUGCAGCCACUGCAGGCCAUGGGAACUGUGUGGACUUCCUCAUACGCAAAGGGGCCGAGGUGGACCUGGUGGAUGUCAAGGGGCAGACUGCUCUGUAUGUGGCUGUAGUGAAUGGGCACCUGGAGAGCACUAAGAUCCUUUUGGAAGCUGGUGCUGACCCCAACGGCAGCCGGCACCACCGCAGCACUCCCGUCUACCAUGCCUCUCGAGUGGGUAGGGAUGACAUCCUGAAAGCUCUUAUCAGGUAUGGGGCGGACGUAGAUGUCAAUCAUCACUUGACUCCUGACACCAGGCCCCCUUUCUCAAGGCGGCUUACCUCCUUGGUGGUCUGUCCUUUAUACAUCAGUGCUGCCUACCAUAACCUUCAGUGCUUCCGGCUCCUCCUGCAGGCUGGGGCAAAUCCUGACUUCAAUUGCAAUGGCCCUGUCAAUACACAGGAAUUCUACAGGGGCUCCCCUGGGUGUGUCAUGGAUGCUGUCCUGCGCCAUGGUUGUGAGGCAGCCUUUGUGAGCCUGCUGGUAGAGUUUGGAGCCAACCUGAAUCUGGUGAAGUGGGAAUCACUGGGCCCAGAGGCAAGAGGCAGAAGGAAGAUGGACCCUGAGGCCUUGCAGGUCUUUAAAGAGGCCAGAAGUAUUCCCAGGACCUUGCUGAGUUUGUGCCGUGUGGCUGUGAGAAGAGCUCUUGGCAAAUACCGACUACAUCUGGUUCCCUCGCUGCCGCUGCCAGACCCCAUAAAGAAGUUUCUGCUUUAUGAGUAGAAUUCAGAUGCAGUGCUGACUGCAGUGAGGAGGCCGAUCAUCUGCAGUGAAAGUUGACACAGACUCUUGCAUCCUCUGAACCACGUCCUGUGCUGCCAACUUGUUCCCUGGCUGUCAGUGAAGAAGAAACGGCCAUGUUCUCUUGGAUUAUGAUUCCAUCUCAGGUGCUCGGGCCAUCGAACACUCCUUGAGUCAUUGUCAACUGAGAGGCGCAUACAAACUUAAUUUUGUUCUUCAGUAUCUCUGUUUUGGAUUUUUACUGUUAUAUAUUAAUGAAAUGGGCUAUAAAUGUGCGGUAUGGGUUGAACCUGCAAGCCUUGUAAUAGCCCUAGAGGGUAAGCGUGUAUUUUCCAUAGCUAUGCUUCUAUUUAUGUUUACUUUGCAAUUUAAUUGUUCUUUUUUAAGGCUUGAUAUCCAAACAAGAAGAGAGUUUUGGUAAGAAAAUAUGUAGCGAACAGAAACACAGUA